Messenger RNA from Papilio polytes (common Mormon), 3425 nucleotides. It is a transcript of the gene TBC1D23, whose product is annotated as TBC1 domain family member 23. The transcript has 2 exons. Bases 244 to 2283 code for a protein of 679 amino acids. The record is from RefSeq and is a predicted model, not a curated record. Gene Ontology annotation, cellular component: trans-Golgi network. NCBI's taxonomy places the organism in Eukaryota, Metazoa, Arthropoda, Insecta, Lepidoptera, Papilionidae. Gene Ontology annotation, biological process: retrograde transport, endosome to Golgi.
AAGUUGACAAAUGUCAAUUUUGGGAAAAAUCUUAUAUUUGUGACUUCUGUUUGCGAAAACAAAAUCCCAAUAAUUUUAUUGGUACAACAAAGCUUUAAAACUUAGUGUUAGUCAUAGUUUGCAAAUAAAAAUAACAAUGCGUAUGUAGUAUGGUUAGCUGCUUAUAACAAGUGAUACUGAAGUUCUUUCACUUGUGUAUCGAACAAAAUUGGUAUAGUUGUACUAUACCUUAAUAUAAACACUAUGGCAGGCGACGAAGAUGAUAACACAUGGCUUAUUGAAUUGGAAUCUGCAUUAUUAGAUGGAUGUUCACCGCAGGAAAUCAAUGUUAUUACAAAAGGCAAAAAGAUUCCAGAUAGCCUUCGUCCUGAUGUUUGGCUUGUAUGUCUAAAUUGUCAAGAUGGUGUUAACCAAUUACUACUUUUUGAUGAAAUAUUUGAUUUACCAAAUCAAAAUGAACUACGAGAUGAUGUUAAGAAGUUUGUUCAAAGAUUAGAUAAUGAAGAUGAAGAGAAACUUGCAGUGAUAUCAGAUAUAGAGUCUAUAAUAACAUUUUAUUGUAAAUCAAAGUCAAUUUCGUAUUCUUCAACUAAUGGUUGGAUUGAAAUUCUGUAUCCAUUAUUAAGUUUGAAAUUACCAAGGUCUGAUACAUACAAUUUGUUUGAAAAAAUAAUAAAACUGUACAUUCCUAAAGGCUGUAUAACGAAUGGUGUCCCCUUUCAUAUUUUACGAUUGGUUUUACAAUAUCAUGAUCCAGAAUUAUGUUCCUUUUUGGAUACAAAACGAAUUACACCCGAACAGUAUUGUUUACCAUGGUUAAGAUCGCUGUUUGCUGGUACCUGUAAUUUAGAGGUAGUUCUUUUUAUGUGGGAUCUAUAUUUUCAAAGAUCAGACCCAUUUUUCAUCUUUUUUCUCUGCCUUAUAAUGAUUGUGAAUGCAAGAGAGCAGUUACUUCAAAUGAAAACUGAGGAAAAAUCCACUAUUAUAAGAACAUUAGUAGGCAUGCCUGGUGACUUGGAAGCCAAUGACGUGUCGGACUUCUGUUCUUUAGCACAUUAUUAUUCAUUGAAAACCCCACAAUCGUUCCGUGAGGAUGUUUUAGAAGUACUAUUUUCAGAAAGUGGUUUAGAAAUCAAUUCGAAACUUUAUUCCCAAGCUCUUUGUCUUCCUGUUGCUGUGCAUGAAUUAAUUGAGAGCGCUACAGUAGAUGCGGCAGAUGCGGACAGUGUAAAAUUUUUCUUGGUGGAUUGUAGACCAGCAGAGCAGUACAAUGCGGGCCAUUUAUCUACUGCUUUUCAUCUAGACUGUAAUCUGAUGUUGCAAGAACCGAAUGCUUUUAAUACAGCGGUACAGGGCUUACUGAACGCACAACGACAUGCAUUAGCGGCUGGCUCCCUCGCUGCCGGUGAACAUUUGUGCUUCGUCGGCUCAGGUAGAACCGAAGAAGAUAGCUACGCACAUAUGGUUGUUGCGUCAUUCCUAAAGAAAAAUACCAAACAUGUGUCGAUGCUUGAUGGUGGGUUUGUAGCGAUCCACGACUACUUCGGUCCUCAUAUGACUGAUUGUCUGGAAGAACAUAACGUUUCGACAUGUCUUGUGUGUGCUCCGAAUAAUAAUAAUGUCAAUAAUGAGCCUCGAAAAACGAAAGUCCGUGAAAAUGUACCAGCUAUACAACUUUUUAGUAAAUUAUCAUCGGCGAUGAAAGCAAAGAGUCAAGAGGUUAAGGGGAAACUAAUCGAAUAUAUUGUUAAUCCGAACGCGACUGUUAAUAAUGGAGAAUGGCAUGUUUCUGCCAAUGAUCGUAAAGAUCACAGAUACAGAAACGUUCCCCCCGUCUUCAGUAUAAACGAUGAAGAUGACGAUUCACAUUCCGAUUCACGAAGAGAUAUUAUGAGUACAGAUUCAUUAGAAGAAGUAGUCGAACUUCAAACAUUCCUGAAGUUACAGAAUGUUAUAGAUAACUUUCAAUGUCAAGAAGUUUUACUUAACGGUUACAUGUUUGAUUCCUAUUUGAUAGUCACAGAUACACACUUGAUUAUAUUACGUGAAAUUCCAAACAAACGUGGCUUUGCGAAAAUAUUAUCGCGAAGACCGCUUUCUACGAUUGUAAAAAUAACUGCCAAGAAGCGACAUCCAGAGCUAAUAACAUUCAAGUAUGGGAUACCAAAUGGCGAUGACCUACUUAUAAAAGAUAUGGAUCGUUUUCUUAUACCAAACGCGUCCGUAGCGACUAAAGUCGUCUCUAAUCAGAUCGUACAACAGCUAGAUAAUAAAAAUCAGUAAUUAGAUACCUUUUUCAUGAUAAGACAUCGAAUUGAGUCAUUAUCUUUUAAAUGUCGAUUACAUUUGUAGUAUGGAAACGUUAUUUAGGGUAAAAAUAAAUAUAAACAUUAUUUCUUAAUGAAGAUCUAACACAUGCAUAGAAAUAUGUCCAUAAUUCGAAUAAUUUAAAUAUUUAUUAGAAUUUUAACACAGAUUUAUUUAAAUUUAUUUAAAUCUACAGCAAAAUAUUGACUUACUCUAUAGAGAAACAUACACUACGCUAUUCCAAUCUUUUUUUUUAAAUUAUCAUUGUUUUGCACUAUUUCUAGUAAAGAUAAAAUGGUGUUAAAGCCAUAACAAUUAUAUGAAAAGCAUGUAGAAUUUAUGCGGCAAUAGUGUUCCAAUUACCGCUACGUUGAAUUUUAUUUUUAGAUUUACUUCGUAGUAUUGCAUCAAAGCCGUUUCAAUAUGAAUAUUAUCUUUAGUGUAUCAACUGUUUUAAAAAAAGUAUAAAUAAAAUAUUUCUAUGUUGCACAGUACAUAAAUAUGAUAAGAACAUCGAAUCACAGAUAAUACAAUACUAUUAGUAGAUUUUUUUUAUUAAAAUGUGUAUUUGUUACAAAUAAUCACAGCUUCAGUGUUCAAUAACUUUUGUCUAUAGAAUAAGAUCGCCGGUAAUAGACAUUAGAUGAUACGUGCAUUUGCGAAACGCACAAAAUCUAACUUGCCAUGAAUGUUUUAUAAAAUUUAAUAAAUAGAAUUGAAUUAAAUGUGGCAUAAAGAGGCAUUUUAAUAGUACCUGCUUCCUAUUUAAUUUUUAUCAGUACUUUAAUUAAUAAAUUUCAUUUUUCCUAAUUAAAAUCCUAUAUUUUCGUUUCGUAUUCCUAAUUCAAGUAUUAUCUUAAGAUUAAAAAAAAAGAUUUUAUUUUAUAAAAAUAACAAUAUUUGAUCUCUGAUUUAUAUAAAUUACGGAUAUUGAACAUUUGUUAAUUUUAAAAUUAACCUACGUUUCCAAUUAUAAAUUAUUCCAAGAAUUUUUCAAUUAGAUUACCGUCUUAUAAAGCUUUAUCAAUUAUUAAAAUAUGUAUUUGUAAUAAGUGACAACACGAAUGUUUUAUAAUUAUGUAGAUAUGCACAUUUUGUAUUUUCAAUUAUAUCCGACC